CUGGGAUGCUGCAGUUAUAUAAAAUGCACUGUAAAAUAAUGUAUUAGACGUAGUGCCGACAACAUUUCUGUGGUUUUUAGUAGUUUUGGAGAUUGACUUGGGACUGGUUUACUUUCCACCAGAGUGACGGAGCUUCUGCCGUGUUACAUACAGUUGUUUGUUACAGUAGCUGGUGCGCAACUGAAAACUGCUUGCUGUGGCAUAGCUCGCUAACUAACGGUUAAAACGACGUGUAUCAGUCAACACUUCCACCAUCCAAUCAACUGAACAGUACCAACUCACUGAGUGGAGAUAGAUCCGACAGUGAAGUGGAUGCGAACAGUUUGAGGAAGCAGUUUGUUUGAGCUGCUUGGAAAUAGUUCAUUCGUAUCUUAUUUGGUCUAUAUUUUAAGGGUUCAUAGAACUGUGAGUUGAGAGGAAGCAAUAGUAAUUCGGCGACAUUGACUUUUCUCGGAAACCUGACGCGAGGCAAGCGGCUGUGAGAGCAGCCAGAGCUGCCUAGCUUGCUAGCUUGACACAUUCUUACCUCAAGACACAUCGGACAAGUCUACCACUUCAACGGAAUUUGCCUGCUAUGUGCACCUUUGGGAAAGGUGCCUUAGUACGGUCAUUCUAGCUGUGGCUAAGCUUAUUGCCAAUUAAGCGAAGAGUGCCAGAGACCUACGCGGGCCCUGUGGGGAAGCAUGUGAUGACCCACGCCAGGCAGAAGGGUUCCCUCAGCCAGUGUCGUAGCACAGGGAAGUGGGACAACUGCCCCCAUUGGCCACAUGGUGAGAUCAUGGGCGGAGCCUGGCCUGAGCGCACGCUCCGAUUUGGCAGGACCAAGAAGAGAGGUGAGACCAAGCAAGGAAGAGGCGGGGCCAAGGAGAGAAGUGAGACCAAGCAAGGAAGAGGCGGGGCCAAGGGGAGAAGUGAGACCAAGCAAGGAAGAGGCGGGGCCAAGGAGAUGACUGACAGGAGGCAGACAGCUCCAGAGCAGAAGAGAAAGCCAGGAAAGAGGCGGGACAGGAAACGGGACAGGAAGUUGUAUCCGCUGCGGGGCAGGGGAGGAGGUUCAGAGGGGGAGGGGCUUAGUUGUCAUGUGCUCCUUACCCGAUUGGAGGAAGACAUCCAGGAGAGUGCAGAAGAGAGGGAGGCCAACAGCGAAGUCAUGCCCUCGCCUGUGAAACGCAAACCCAGCAAAGAGAAGGGCAAAGGCAAAGGCAAAACCAGUGGACAAAGCCUGAAAAAGACUAAACCAAAAACCAAAUCCAAGUCAAGCAUCCCAAGCCCAGAGCCCAGUCCCUUUGUCCCAGAGCCUCGCAAACGCCGCCUUGCCUCUCUCAACGCCGAGGCGGUCAACAGUCUGCUACUGGAGAGACCCAGUGACCCCCAGCCAGCAGCGAAACAGGCCAGGAGACAACAGGACGAGCCCACCAAUGCAGAGGGUUCCUUGGAUCCAGAUCCAGCCAGGAGUGGGGGGGCUGGAGCCCCUAAAGCUCUACGAGGUGGCAGCGCUAAGUCCUCCACUACGCACAAAGCUCAGCCGUGCCAAAGCUCCAAGCAAGCCAAGAGGGUCAAGGCAGACAAAGAGGAGGAGGGAGGGGGAGUCAGUCUGGAGAGCCUGCAUGCUCCCACCCCAAGACGCCUGGCUGGCCUCAACGCUGCAGCCCUGCUCAAGCUAACCAGCUCGUCCGCCAGCAGCAAGCAGAGAGUCAAGCCCACGCCAGCAGCAGACUGCAAGGCCUCCCCCGCGGCCUCCUCCCACAAGCAGCCGGCCAGGCUGAAGCUCAAACCCAAGGGCCGUCAACACAAGCACAGGGGCAGGACCGCCGCCACUCGUCUCCAGGGCUGCGCAGCCUGCAAGAAGACUGGCUUCGAGCCCAAAGUGGAAUGGGAGUCCAGCGGCUGCACCCACCGUCUCACCAAACCGGGCUACCAGUCGCGCAGCAUGCUAGCCUACCCUCUGAAGCCUGUGAAGGAGGAGCAGGUGGAGGCGGAGCUGAGCCCGUACUACUGCUGCCGGCCGGAGGGCUCCGUGGAGUACUGCCACCGCCUGGCGCUCUUCCUGGGCCAGCAGGCCUACGCAGGCCAGGACGAGCCGCCUCUCAAUCCCGCCGUGACGUCCGUGAAGCGAGAGUGCCUGGUGACGUCCCCUUCCCUGGCCCACCCCCACGCGGCCCUCACCCUCAGCCCCCACCCCUGCCUCUGCACGGCCGACCCCUGUUUCUCCAGCUACUAUGUCCACAUCGCCCACCCCACACACACUGGAGCUCCGUCGGGAACCCUGGCCUCGCGACCUCUGAGCUUUUCCCCCUCCACACUGUGCCCUAACCGGGUGUCGGGCUCCAAGCUGCGGGGCCCCCCCGUGUCCCAUGCCUCAGGUCUGGCCCACCCGGCCUUCUGUGGCUCUGUGGGCUCGCCGUGCUACAGCGAGGCCUGCAGGGUUAGCGGCUACGCGUACAGAGCCAUGCAGCCCGUCGCCAGCAGGGGGUGCUCUUUCAGCACGGGUUGUUCCGGAUGCACUCACGGCAUCAAGACAGAAGGUUACUCCUCCCCCCAGGGCGAGCACAGCCCCUCCUUGCUGGUUCCCCCCUCCGUCCCCCUCUCCAGCUGCCCCCUCCCCAGCACCCCCUCCUCCACCCAGGCCAAACCCCGUCUCCUCACCCCCAUGUCGGACCGUGGCCAGCCCCCUGCCAGGCUAAAGCUGGCCAGGGAGUGUCCCCAGAGCAGCAAGCCCCCCAACGGCUCCUUGUCCCUGGGCCGCACCCGGCUGUCCCAGAGGCAGCCGGCCCCCACGCCCAGCCCCAGCCUCAGCCCCGCCAAACAGAAGAGGGUGAGCCGCCGGCGUGCCACCAACGGCUGGCUACCCGUAGGAGUGCCCACAGAGAAGGAAGUCUUCAUUGCGGGAGAGGAUGAGACAGCCUUGCGUCAGUGUUAUGAAGGAGUGGAGAGGGACGGCGAAGUGAUACGCAUCAGAGACACUGUGCUGCUGCGCUCCGGUCCCAGGAAGAAGUCCUUGCCCUACGUGGCCAAGAUAUCAGCACUCUGGGAGGACCCCAAAACAGGAGAGCUGAUGAUGAGCCUGUUCUGGUACUAUCGACCUGAACACACCCAGGGGGGCCGAGAUCCCAGCAUGCACUGUGAGAACGAGAUCUUCGCCUCCAGGCAUCAGGAUGAAAACAGCGUGGCCUGCAUCGAGGACCGCUGCUACGUUCUCCCUCUAGCACAGUACUGUAGAUUUUGUGCCUUGGUGAAGUGUCGUUCUGAGGGCGCCGCGCCCGGCAGUGCCCGCGUGGUGCCCUGCCCCUCAGACUGUGCCCCCCCCGCCCACCGCCGCCUGCCCGCCGACAUCGACCCAGAGAUGGUGUACCUCUGCCGACACGUCUACGACUUCCGCUACGGACGCAUUCUCAAGAACCUGCAGUGAGGGUGGCGCGAGAGGUCUCCCGACACGCACACACACACACGCGCGCGCGCACACACACACAGCUCCGCUCCUAGCCGAUGAAAGAUCGACGACCUCUAGAGUGUAUUUUUAGGGGACCUAUUAAGUCUGGCUGGUGAAGUGGGGGAAACACGGUGUUUGGAAAGGGACCCAGUUUGAAGCAUACGGGGGGAAGGCUGAAGCAAUGAAAUGAGCUCUGGAAGUUUUGGAGGGAGGAUACCAAGAGGAAUCCUGAGCUGGGUCAACUGUCUCAGACGGAGGAGAGAGGAGGGGAAAGGUGCAGUUUUCAUCCACUGACCCAGGCGAGCCUGGAAUGGACUCCACCACAGAACGUAGUCACGGGUGGUGUUGUUUGCCACGUGUUCUGCCAACACAGGCCUGGGCUCAGGGUUCUGAGGCGUUGUCAUAGGGACCAGCGAGAGUAGCCGUGGUUACAGAGAGGACCCGUGUGAGUUCUCUUGGUUUGUUCUCGUAAGUGUAACAGGCCGAGGGUAGUGUAAAACACACAGUCAUACACACAAUGAUUCAGCCCACACAGGGGGAAUCUUGACCCACACUGUUGUGGAUUUGCUUUUUGAGAGGACAAUGUAGGGUAAUUGGGACCACCUGGUGUUUGUGUGUGUGUGCGUGUGACACACUGGCUGACAGGGAAACCACAGAAGCAGGUUCAGAGAGGAAGUGGAAGUGCUCCCAUCCCUCCCUGCGCUGGCUGUGAGAGAGAGAACACGGUGACACGGUUGAGUUCUGUUGAACUUUCCGAGUCUCCUCCUCCUCCUCCUCCUCAGAAAGCAAGAAAGAAACUACAGCUAGGACCCCUUUAUACUCUUUUGGUUUUGUUUUUUAACACAAAAAAAACACUUCCUGUUUUCCAGUGAAGACCCCCCCCCCCCCCCGCCCCCCCCCCUACUGAAGAGCUUAGGACACUUAAGUUCAGCAUUUAAGUUCAGCUUUGGCCUAAUGACACAUAGGGUUGUUGAUGUCAAUAUCCACCUGUGUUGUUCCCUGUUACUUGCCUUAUGACUUGCAGGUAGAGCUUUAGGCAGCUAGUCCCACCCAGCACAUAGAUAUAGGAGUGUUAGAACGGACCUACUGUACUUCUGAAAGCCACACGGAUCGGUCACUGUUUUAUCAUGAUACACUAUAAGGAAAAGUAAUCACUGGAGAUUGACUGUAUCAAGCAAAUGCCAGUCAGAAGAUAAACCACAGUUCAUUUCCGCUGUUCUGUAUUGCUUUGCCUUCACCGGAUCGUGCUGGCCAGCAGACGCCAGGUGUAAUGACCAUCCUAGGUAUUCUAGUCAGCAUCCAUCAUGGCUGUCCUCCCACAUGUCCCGUAACCCUGUUUCUCUGGGUGGGAAUGUCUGCUCUACCGGUUCUAUUUCUAUAGCCCGCCUUCUUCUUCUCCAUGUACAGCUCUAAGCCCUUCCCCCCCAAGAUAAACCAAAGUAUGUCACACAAAACGGAGCCCUUCUUCUCACCCCUCUCUCCUCCUCUCUUUCUCCUUGUCCUCCGACUCCCUUGUUAGAUUGCACUAAUCCAUUUCCUUAAUUACAACAUCCAUGAUUGUUUUGAGAUUUGUUUUUCAGCUACUAAUGUUAUAAGGGGAAAAUACUAUGUAUUCUUCAUAUCUGUGUGCUUAGUAGAGAAUGGAAACCAAGGCUGUCAUGACUACUCUGUCAAAAGCAUAUAUUUACAUAAUUCACAAGUAGAGGAAUACGCCAGCAUAUUAGUAUGUGUUACCUAAUUGCACAACAUGUCAUAUCUAACCAUGAAAUAUGUACAAUGAAAGUCAUUCCCUUUGACGUUGAAUUUACUCUGGUAUGCCUAUAUCCACACUGUUAAUGUAAUUCAGAUUUGGAGGUGACAUCUUGAUGUAAAGUGCUCUGCGUUGGUAAUACCAUGUAACAGAGAUUGAGGUUUCUGUAAAGGGGGGAAAUGUAUUUGAUACAUUAUAUAGAAGUGGUGGAGAUUUUUCUUUAACCACGGUCAUUCAUCAUUGCCUUUCAAACUGCAGGAGCGUUUUACAGUCAUUCUUCAGUCAAACAGAUAUUUGUAUUAGAAGUGUGUUCUCUUUUGUUUUCUUACACUGCAAAUGUCAUAUUGCUGGACUUUGUAGUCUAAUGUUUUGAAUAUCCAAAAGCCAUCUGAAUCUUCUCCAAUGUCCAUUCACAGUUUGAAUCAUACCCCUGAGGAACAGCUAAACAAGCUUGUAUCAGAGAAACCAUACGGUCAAAAUCAAAUCAAUGGGUCAUUUAUUUCUAUCAAUGCCCAGAUUCUUUAGAAAAGUAAUAUAUAUUCUCCUACUUUACAAUUUCUCCUUAUCGAAAAUAUUUUAUUAUGUCAAUUUCCUAAGAUGGCAUAUGCAAUAUAUUUUUAGAGUUACUAUUUUUGACAAAUGAAAUUAACAAAUUUAAAAUCUAUGAUUUCAGUUUCGUUUUUAGGUUGAGGUUAGUUUGAAUCAAAUCACAAGACAGCAACUGAGAUUUGACCAAAUACAGGAAGAAUAAAAAUGAAGAGUAAUGUUUUGGUUGAGGUCUGUCAGUCAAGCAGAGGGGGUAGAGGAGAACGCUCCCUAGAUAGAUGUGGAACGAUGUACAGUAGCUACUGUGCAUAUCUGGACCCUUACUAAACUAGGAGCACCGGGCAGUCAUUG
Messenger RNA from Hypomesus transpacificus, 6077 nucleotides. RefSeq names its product bromo adjacent homology domain-containing 1 protein-like. The transcript is spliced from 7 exons. NCBI's taxonomy places the organism in Eukaryota, Metazoa, Chordata, Actinopteri, Osmeriformes, Osmeridae. The record is from RefSeq and is a predicted model, not a curated record. Gene Ontology annotation, molecular function: chromatin binding. The coding region runs from base 689 to 3409 and encodes 906 amino acids.